Molecule: messenger RNA, 1194 nt
Organism: Neocloeon triangulifer
Lineage: Eukaryota; Metazoa; Arthropoda; Insecta; Ephemeroptera; Baetidae
Product: ATPase ASNA1 homolog
Exons: 6
Coding region: 97-1116 (339 amino acids)
Biological process (GO): post-translational protein targeting to endoplasmic reticulum membrane
Cellular component (GO): GET complex
Molecular function (GO): ATP binding; ATP hydrolysis activity
Source: RefSeq, a predicted model, not a curated record
GGCAACAGCUGGGGAAACUCGUCAUGUUUAUAAAAAUUGUGUUUGGUAAAUAAUUUACACACUCACACAGGACAGAACAAUCAGGAACGAGUAAAGAUGGCUCAGGAAGACGCGACUCAGGGUCUGGAGGAAAUGGAAGAGCUGGAGCCAACCUUGCGAAACGUGAUAGAGCAGACGUCGCUCAGGUGGAUCUUCGUCGGUGGCAAAGGCGGUGUGGGAAAGACGACGUGCAGCUCGAGUUUGGCGGUGCAGCUUUCCAAAGUGCGAGAGAGCGUGUUGAUAAUAUCAACAGACCCUGCGCACAACAUUUCGGACGCCUUCGAUCAAAAGUUCUCCAAAGUCCCUACCAAAGUCAAUGGCUUCGACAACCUCUUCGCUAUGGAAAUUGAUCCUAAUGUUGGGUUCAACGAACUGCCCGAUGAGUAUUUUGAGGGCGAAUCAGACACAAUGCGUCUGAGCAAGAGCGUCAUGUCGGAGAUAGUCGGCGCCUUUCCUGGAAUUGACGAGGCCAUGAGCUAUGCAGAAGUCAUGAAACUUGUGAAAGGCAUGAACUUUUCUGUGGUUGUUUUCGACACUGCACCAACUGGUCACACACUCCGGCUGCUCUCGUUUCCACAAGUUGUCGAAAAAGGAUUGGGAAAGUUGCUGAGGUUGAAAAUGAAAAUGGGACCUUUCAUAUCACAGAUGGGAUCCCUUCUUGGUCUGGCCGACUUCAACCCAGAUUCGUUCUCAGGCAAGAUGGAGGAAAUGCUGGAGAUCAUAAAGCAGGUCAAUGAGCAGUUCCGCAACCCAGACCAAACCACAUUCGUGUGUGUUUGCAUUGCCGAGUUCCUUUCGCUCUACGAGACGGAGCGGCUGGUCCAGGAGCUGACCAAGUGCGGCAUCGACACACACAAUAUUAUCGUCAAUCAACUGCUGUUUCCCUUGCCUGGAGAAAAACCGUGCCGACUUUGCGCUGCCCGGUGCAAGGUGCAGGCCAAGUACCUGGACCAGAUUGCCGACUUGUACGAAGAUUUCCACGUUACCAAGCUGCCGCUGCUCGACCAUGAGGUGAGAGGCGGUGAACAAGUGAAGCUCUUUUCAGAAAACCUUACGACACCAUACAAAGCUCACUGAUAUGCGGAUUGGUCUAAAAUACUCUUGUUACAUACAUAACAUAUUUAAUUUAAUUAAAUUUGCUCCAGUCAAUUUGAA